AUGGAUUGGUUAUUCUCAAUUUUGUACAGAUUAGAUGAAGACGUUUGUAAGAGUUUUCAUGUUAUGAGAAUUUUUGUGAAAUAUUGCCUCUGUGGAAAUAUUGCCUCUGUGGAAAUAUUUCCUCUUUUAAAAAAAUUUUGGCAAAGACCAGGCUGCCAAGCUGAUGGUUUACAGAAGGCGGCGCUAAAAGAAUACGCUACGACUAACGCAGUCAGGAUCUUUUUAGCUUCUAAGUCUUCUAAGUAUUAA
Messenger RNA from Dentiscutata erythropus, 249 nucleotides. Lineage: Eukaryota; Fungi; Glomeromycota; Glomeromycetes; Diversisporales; Gigasporaceae. The record is from the annotation of a GenBank genome assembly.